AUGGGUCUCCAUGACGACGGCAGGGGCCCGGCCGGGGGGCGGGCAGCCCGGGUGGGGCCGCGGCGCUCCGGGGGCCUCCGCGGCGGCCUGGCCGUAUUCGCCGCCGUGGCCGCCGUGUUCACCCUCACGCUGCCCCCUUCGGUGCCGGGGGGAGACUCGGGGGAACUGAUCACAGCCGCACAUGAGCUUGGAGUUGCCCAUCCUCCUGGCUAUCCUUUGUUCACUCUGGUGGCUAAACUGGCAAUUAUACUAUUUCCUUUCGGUUCAGUUGCCUACCGAGUCAAUCUUCUGUGUGGCUUAUUUGGAGCAGUAGCUGCAGCAUUACUUUUUUUCACCGUUUUCAGGCUUUCUGGCUCCCAUGCUGGAGGAAUCCUUGCUGCGGGGGUGUUUUCAUUCUCUCGUCUAACAUGGCACUGGUCCAUUGCAGCAGAGGUUUUCAGCUUAAACAAUCUGUUUGUGGGGCUGCUUAUGGCUCUUACUGUACAUUUUGAGGAGGCAGCAACCGCCAAAGAAAGAUCAAAGAUAGCUAAAAUUGGUGCUUUCUGCUGUGGCCUUAGCUUAUGUAAUCAGCACACAAUAGUACUCUAUAUUUUGUGCAUAAUACCAUGGAUUCUCUUCCGACUUUUAAAAGAGAAGGAACUCUCCCUGGGCUCUUUGUUGAAGCUGAGUCUGUGCUUCGGUGCUGGCUUGUUGCCCUAUGUCUACCUUCCUGUCUCGUCCUACCUCAAUCAAGCCCGUUGGACCUGGGGAGACCAGACAACAUUGCUAGGAUUUUUGACGCAUUUUCUCAGGGAAGAAUAUGGAACAUUCAGUCUGGCCAAAUCUGAAAUAGGAUCCAGUAUGUCUGAAAUUUUGCUUUCUCAAGUAACAAGUAUGAGGACCCAACUCUCAUUCAACAUUCAAGCCCUCGCAGUUUGGGCAAAUAUAUCUUUAGCAAGAAAGGACAGACAGAACCCAUCAUCAGUAUGGCUUUUUACUGGAAUGUUUUGCAUUUAUUCAUUGUUCUUCGCUUGGAGGGCGAAUUUAGAUAUUUCAAAACCACUUUUCAUGGGUGUGGUAGAAAGAUUCUGGAUGCAGAGCAACGCUGUGGUGGCUGUGCUCGCCGGCGUCGGCUUGGCCGCACUAGUUUCUGAGAGCAACCGAGUGCUGAACACCAGUGGGCUUCAGUGUCUGGAGUGGCUUUCAGCAACGCUUUUUAUAAUGUACCAAAUAUAUUCUAAUUUCAGCAUUUGUGACCAAAGGACCAACUAUGUUAUUGAUAAAUUUGCAAAGAACCUUCUAGCCUCUAUGCCUCAUGAUGCAAUUAUCUUACUCAGAGGAGAUUUGCCAGGGAAUUCUCUCCGUUACAUGCAUUAUUGCGAGGGACUGAGGCCAGAUAUUUCACUAGUGGAUCAGGAAAUGAUGACUUAUGAGUGGUAUUUACCCAAGAUGGCAAAGCACUUACCAGGUGUCAGCUUUCCUGGAAACCGGUGGAAUCCUGUGGAAGGAAUGUUACCUAGUGGAAUGGUCACAUUUAAUCUUUAUCAUUUUCUUGAAAUAAAUAAACAGAAGAAAACAUUCGUUUGCAUAGGAAUUCAUGAAGGUGACCCAACCUGGAAAAAGAACUAUUCACUUUGGCCUUGGGGUUCUUGUGACAAAUUAGUUCCUUCGGAGAUUGUAUUCAACCCCGAGGAAUGGAUUAAACUCACAAGAAAUAUCUAUAACUGGACCGAAGAAUAUGGAAGGUUUGACCCAUCUUCUUGGGAAUCUGUGGCCAACGAAGAGAUGUGGCAAGCAAGGAUGAAAACCCCGUUCUUCAUCUUUAACCUGGCAGAAACAGCAAAUGUACCUCCAAAUGUGAAGGCUCAACUCUACACUCACGCAUAUAACCUCUAUAAGGAGAUUGUCUAUUUACGAAAGGAGCACCCGGUGAACUGGCACAAGAACUAUGCCAUCUCCUGUGAGCGGAUGUUACGCCUUCGGGCAGGAGACUCAGACCCUGAAGUCUUGUUAUCGGAAACCAUCAGACAUUUCCGUCUCUACACUCAGAAAGCACGGAAUGAUCCACAGCUGCCUGAUAUUUUAGUUGCUCUAAAGCACCUGAGAAAAGAACUGCAGAGUCUGAGGAAUAAGAAAAAUGUCUGAGGCAGCAGAAUGUGAAAAACCUGCUCAUCCUCCCGCUUCCAAAAUUCCAAAGUCCAAAAGUUUUUCCUCCAAGAAAAGAAGUUGUACACAAAACUCGAAGACCGAGUCAGCUCCCAGAUAUCAGCAACGUGGUAGGGCAGUAUACUGUUCA
Puma concolor (puma) is the source of this 2275-nucleotide messenger RNA. RefSeq names its product transmembrane protein 260 (gene TMEM260). The record is from RefSeq and is a predicted model, not a curated record. NCBI's taxonomy places the organism in Eukaryota, Metazoa, Chordata, Mammalia, Carnivora, Felidae.